Messenger RNA from Brienomyrus brachyistius, 987 nucleotides. RefSeq names its product phospholipid scramblase family member 5. Gene Ontology annotation, molecular function: phospholipid scramblase activity. Gene Ontology annotation, cellular component: plasma membrane. The coding region runs from base 35 to 910 and encodes 291 amino acids. The transcript has 8 exons. Gene Ontology annotation, biological process: plasma membrane phospholipid scrambling. The record is from RefSeq and is a predicted model, not a curated record. NCBI's taxonomy places the organism in Eukaryota, Metazoa, Chordata, Actinopteri, Osteoglossiformes, Mormyridae.
ACCAUCGGGGCGUCACUGCACACCUGCGGUGGCGAUGUCUGCAGUAACGGUCCAGCCUCUGCCAUUCGGCCGCCUUGAGCGAGAGAGACACAUCGAGGCGCUCUUCCACGCCUUCCGCAAGACGCCGGGACCUUCCUCGGACCGCCGGGACUCCGCAGUGUUUCCUGGUCUCCAGGGGGCGGGUCCUGGCCGUGAAGAGGGGGAGGUGAUGGAGAAAGAGGCAAAAGAUGGUGUGGGUCCUUGCGGGAACGGGAACCGGCGUCGGCACGGAUACGGGGCCGAAGGCCUGACACUGCUGAAUAACAUCAGCCAGAUACGCAUCACAGCCAGGCCAGAACUGCAAGGUCCCCGCUGCGUGCCCCGCAGGACAUACAGCAUCGCCACGGGAACCAGCGAGCAGCUCUACGUGGCCGUCGAAGAGAGCUCAUGUCUGUGCCUGCACUGCUGCGGCCCGGCGCGCUCCUGCUCCCUGCGCGCCUUCGACCGCCAAGCCCACCAGGUCUUCCUGCUCAACAGGCCCCCGCGGAUGGACGCAUGUUGUCUUGGCUGCUGCCUGAUGGAAAUGCAGGCCUUCGAUGGCGACGGACAACUAGCGGGGGCCGUGUACCAGAGGUGGAGCAUGUUCACCCCCCUCUUCGAGGUCUGCGACUCAGACGGGACAUUCGUGGCUCGAGUCCAGGGCUCCUGCUGUCCCUGCCGUUGCUAUGCCAACCAGGAGUUUCAGGUGGUUUCCAUGCUCGGAGAGACACUAGGGAGGAUCUGGAAGAAAUGGCCCGGAUUCAACAAGGAAUACAACAUGGACCAUGAAUACUUCGGGCUGGACGUACUUCAAGACAUGAGUCCCAGAAACAAGCUGCUUUUACUCGCCGCUACCUUCCUUCUGAAUCACAUGUUCUUCGAGAUGAGCUGAGCCUUCCAGAAACCCCAGAACUGAUGGGUAGAUUGGCAGGAGCUGAGAAGUGUCACAGCGUAAAACUGAUGAUGGAG